GGCGCGGGCGCGCUCCUCGGGGCGGUAAGCGCGCCCCAGGCCUGGCCUGGCUGCUCGGGAGCGCGCUCCGGAGGCCCGCCCUGUCUUCGUCCGGCGGGACCGCUCCCGACGCGGCGGCCAGCACUAGCCAGACCAGGCAAGCAAGUCACCACUUAGAGGACUCAGCAGAUGAAUAAGGAAUUCAUCUUAUUACCAGCGGCAUUCAAACAUUUGUGAAAUUUAAGAAUUGUAACUGCAGUUCUGAGUCGUGGAUCUUCAAAGAAAGUAGAGAAGAUUUCAAGAUUUACAAAGGUGCAGGUUUGUGCAGAUUUGAAGACGUAUCUUAUGAACUUGUAAAACAGACGUGUUUGAGAUGUGGUGGUUUCAGCAAGGUCUCAGUUUCCUUCCUUCUGCCCUAGUAAUUUGGACAGCUGCUGCUUUCAUAUUUUCGUACAUUAUUGCUAUAACACUCCACCAUGUUGACCCUGCUUUGCCUUAUAUCAGUGACACCGGUACACUGCCUCCAGAAAAAUGCUUGUUUGGGGCAAUGUUAAAUAUCGCUGCAGUUUUAUGCAUUGCUACAAUUUAUGUUCGUUAUAAGCAAGUUCAUGCUCUGAAUCCUGAAGAGAAUCGUAUCAUCAGAAUAAACAAGGCUGGCCUUGUACUUGGAUUACUGAGUUGUUUUGGACUUUCUAUCGUGGCAAACUUCCAGAAAACAGACUUUUUUCCUGUACACAUAUGUGGAGCUGUGCUCACCUUUGGUAUGGGCUCGUUAUAUAUGUUGGUUCAGACCAUCCUUUCCUACCAAAUGCAGCCCAAAAUUCAUGGCAAACAAGUCUUCUGGAUUAGACUAUUGCUGGUUAUCUGGUGUGGAGUAAGUGCAUUUAGCAUGCUGACUUCCUCAUCAUUGUUGCACAGUGGCAAUUAUGGCAAAGAUGUAGACCAGAAACUCCAUUGGAACCCCGAGGACAAAGGUUAUGUGCUUCACAUGAUCACCACUGCAGCAGAAUGGUCUUUGUCAUUCUCCUUCUUUGGUUUUUUCUUGACUUACAUCCGUGAUUUUCAGAAAAUUUCUUUACAAGUGGAAGCCAAUUUACAUGGAUUAACCCUCUAUGACACUGCUCCUUGCCCUGUUAACAAUGAACGAACACGGCUACUUUCCAGAGAUUUAUGAUGAAGGGAUAAAACAUUUCUGUGAUGAUUAUGAUUCUCAGGGAUUGGGGAAAAUGUUCAUGAAAGUUACUUACUCUGCUCUGAAAUUUUCAACCAGUUAAUCAAGGCUGACAGUGACUUUGAUGAACACUGAUAAACAAGAGACAUAAAUAAAGCCGUUUGAUAAGUUAUUUUAAAGGAUAUCAUCAAGAAGAGCAUGGGAAAACAUUUAUGCCUAUACUUGUUUUUAAUCCCAGAAAAUAAAACCAAAGGACUACAACAUUGUAGAUUUUUUUCCUACUUAUGAGAAAUAACCAGAAGUGUACCAAGCAGUCUACAAAAUCCAGCCUUUCAUAUUUUCUAAAUCAUCGUAAAGCGUGUUUUGUUUGGAGCACUUUUAUAAGAGACAUUUUCCAGGACCCCGGAUACUCAGCAUUGCUCAGCAGCUCCUUUAGAAUUGGGUUUUGAAGUAAUAGUUUUACCAUAUCACUACAUUUCUUACAGUCUUUAUAAAAUUUUUUUCUUCUGGAAUCCACUUAUUAAGGGGAGCAGAUCUGAAUUCAUGUAAGCACUUUCAUUGCUUAGGCUUUGCACAAGUGAUUCUGCAGGUGUUGAUUUAAUUCCUGCCAUAAGGCCAAAUACUAUGCCAACUAGUCUGUCACACAUCCUUGCAAGAGGUUCAUGAAGCUUAGUCUCUGAAAUGGGAUUUUAAUCACUUCAUGCAUGAGAGAAGUAGCUAUAGUGAUUGGAUAGCUUCUACUUGGAUCCAUAUCUGUGCAGAUAAAGAAUGGUUUACAGAUCCCAGAGAAAAUUCAAAAGAAGAAAAUGAUCAUCCAGAAGGUUCCCAGUGACUGGUUCUCAAAAGAAUCUUUGAAGAAGAUUAACAGGGUUUAUCAUUUUAGAAGAAAUGAUCCUAUGGCCAAAAUAAAAGUUGGUGACAAGUUUAACGUAUAAGAGGGAGCACUUUAAAAGAAAAUGGUUAUCUGGUGGAAUUAGAAAUCUCAAUUAGGAAUAAGUUUCUAGAUAUAAGACUGUGUAAAUAAUACUGCUGAAGACUUCUGGGCUAAUAAGACAGAAAGUGGAAUAAAAUACUAUUUACAUAGGUCACACAGUAGUGACCAUGGGAGAUACUUCAAUAAAUACCGAUGCAUUGAAAUUUGACAUCACUAGAAAAAUAUUUGGAUACAAGCCAUGAAAAAUUUCUUUCAUGCCUCUGAAAAUCAUAGUGCAACCACACCUGAGAAACACUGGUGGGUCCUGACUCCUGUGCAUCAAGGAAGCUGAAAUUCAAGUUGUGAAGGACCACAUAUGGUGAGAGGGGGAUUGAUAGAAUCAAAGUUUAUAAAUUACAUGUGGGGAGGAUGACACAGGAAGAACUUGGACUUACAGGUUUGUACUAGAAUAUUAGGUUUAGAAAUAUGCACUAACACAUUAAAUUCUUAUAAAACAAAAAGUUACUUCAAUAGUAUUUUAAUCCCAUUAUGUAACUUUUAAACAUAACAGAGGGUGAAAAUGUUAAUUCAAAAAGGCAUUAUAAAUAGAUUUUUGAAUGUGUGUUUAUCCCUCACUUACACUGAAGUAAUGGAAGAGAACCACACCCUCCCUUAAAAUAUGACUUGCCUCCAAUGUCAGUACAGAAGCUUGUAUAAACAGAUAAGGCAUUCCUCUUCAAUUCAGUCAAUGUUCCUGUAUUGAAUAUUUAGCUUUAAGGAUAGAAAGUUUUUAAGCUGACAAAAUUAACAGAUUCUAUGAACUGAAUGUAUUUCUUUUUUGUUCUGGAUACACAGCAAAACUGCAUUUCCCAGCCUCCCUUUCAAUUAAGAAUUGCAUGAGACUGAAUAUUAGCCACUGAAAUCAAAAGAAAAGAAAAAGAAAACAAAUUGAAUAGAUGGACCAGCAAAGACUGAAAUACAAUUGAAAUUACAUCAGUUUCCCCUAGAAGCAAACUAUGAAGCACUUUAUAGUCCAUAAACUAAGCAGGUGGAGAAACUUGUGUGGUGGAGAAACUUGUGUUCCUGAAGAAUGAGGUUGGCCCAGCUGGGCGGGGCUUAGUGUAACAGCUCCGUUCUCCACUAGAUGGCACUUCUAGCCUACUGCGGUGGAUUGUUGUGUCGCAUGUAAGUAUGUUUGUGCAUGUGUGGGAGGGGUGAGAAUGGUGUCACCCAGCUACCCAGUCUCUAGUAUCAGAAAUCUGUUCUCCCUGAUCAGCAAUCCCGCACACAUCCUUUGUCUCCAGCUUCCAACCACACUCCACUUUUAGACUGUGACCAAGCCGCCAGGUUACUAGGCGGCACCUCCCUCCUGAGUUUUAUCUCAAAUGCGGCUGUGUCCCGACCCCUCACUUCUGAAGGACUGCGUCUUUGACCCACUCAGACUUUCUUGGGGAGGGUCUCACCGAGAAAUGGCUGGGUGCUGGCCCACCCCCAGAGACGUUUGGGAGACUGCAUCGCUGCUGAUGCCCAGAGACCACGGCUGGGUGCCAGCCCGCCCCAGAAAAAGUUCACACGAUCAUGUAGCAGCAGCAUUUCAGGGAUUAUGAAAAAUCACAACACAUAUCUAGCACCAGGCUUCACCCUUAAUGACCUUGUUCCAGCACCAGUGAAUGUGGUUGUUCUCUGGGGUCUGCUGGAACUUUGCCUGUGGGGUGUCUGCAUAGCCUCUACCAGAUGUCCUCCCAGCAGGGGAACUGCCUCUUCUCUGUGGCCCAAGGACCUCCCGACCUCACUCUGCUCCUGGGGAUUCCCCCUUCCUACCAGAACACCAUCAGUGGAAAGUUGAAAACUUUUCAUCAAAAUAAGGAACCAGAUUCUUACUGAUGUCCUCCACUAUUUUCUCAAGUCAGGUGAGUAUUUAUGAUCAUUACUUUAAAGUAUCUGUCAGGCAUACUAUUUAUCUUCAUUUCCCUUAGUGUCUUGCUGUAAUUUUGUCCCAUUCUUUCACUGGGGACAUAUUCCUCUGUGUCCUCAUUUUCUUUAAUGCCAUGUCUGUUCCUGUAUGUUAGGAAAUCCAGUUAUGUCUCCUGCUCUCGAAAGCAGUGCCCUUAUGAAGAAGAGAUUCUGUAGUGCUCUGCAUUGAAGUGUCCUUUGUUCAGUGGAGUCUGGCACUUUGUGGGUGUCUCCUAUGUGUGUUGUGUGCCCCCGUACUAUUGUGGCUUAGCUGCUUUUUCUUUCAGUACAGUCGUCAGCAGUUCUCUUUGCUUGUUCUGGGCAGUGUCUGGUCCCUGUAGUGUUAGUGGGCCAAUUUGGGGCUGCCUUGGACUUGAGUUGAGUCAGACGGGCAUUUGUCAGAUAAUGCAGUAGCACCAAAUUGCCAACGUGCUUUCCCUGUGUUGUAACCUGUUUUCAUUGGAGGGCACAGAAUGAAGUCAGCCCAAGUGUCUACCCUGUGUCCUUUGCCAUGAUCAAAGUCUAACUAGUGUGUGUGGUUAUCUUUCUCUCUCCCCAGGUCAGGAAUCACUUUGGAGUGGUGCCAGCCUCUGUUGGGGCUGUUUAUACACUGCCAGAUUUAAUUGGCUUUCUUUCUCCUUUUCUGAGUGUGGAAUUGUAGACUUCACUUUCUUCUCUUAAAACAGUUUCAGGUGUACAAUAUGGUGAUGCUUCACUUCCAUACAACACCCAGUCCUCAACAUAAGUGUACACCUUAAUCCCCAUCACCUAUUUCACCCAUCCCUACACCACCUCCCCACUGGAUACAAAGAUCUAUGGGAACUUUAAAAACUAAUUGGCUGGUUCUGCCCUGCAGCCAGGCUGCAGGCCUGUGAGGCUCCUCACUGCCGCAGGGCUACUUCAACGAACAAAUCAAAGCACACCUGGUAGAGGGCCCAAAACAUCACUACGAGUAGGGAGAAAAAGCAACCAGAGUUCAAACAAGAGAGAGCACAUAACACAUUCCAAAAACAUCUCCUGAAGGGCCAGGUCCUUGACAGUGUAUGACCCCUCUUUAAUAUAGUAGUGCUCGCACAUAACAAGCUUUUAAAACACAUAAGGGACAGAAAACUAACCAAAAUGAUGAAACAGAAGAAUUCUCCUCAAAAGAAAUUCCAAGAAGAAAUGACAGCUAAAGAAUUGAUCAAAACAGAUAUAAACAAUAUAUCUGUUCAAGAAUUUAGAAUAAUAGUCAUAAGAUUAAUCACUGGGCUUGAAAAAAACAUAGAACACAACAGAGAAUCUAUUCUUGCAGAGAUCAAGAAACCAUGAAUUAAAAAAUGUUGUAAAUGAGGUGCAAAAUAAACUAGAUGUGGUGGCAGCAAGGAUUGGAGAGGCAGAGGAGGAUAAUAAGUGAAAUAGAAGAUAAAACUAUGGAAAAAGGUGAAGCUGGGAAAAGAGACAAAAAAAUUCUAGAGCAUGAGGAGAGACUUAGAGAACUAAGUGAUUCAAUGAAACAUAAUAAUAUCUGUAUCAUAGGAGUCCCAGAAGAAGAAGGAGAGAAAGGGGUGGAAGGUGUACUUGAACAAAUCAUAGCUGAGAACUUCCCCAAUCUGGGGAAAGAAACAGACAUUGAAAUCCAGGAGGCAGAGAGAACUCCCUUCAGACAUAACAAGAAUCAAUUUUCUGCAUGGCAUGUCAUAGUGAAACUGACAAAAUACAAAGGUAAAGAGAGAAUUCUGAAAGCAGCUAGGGACAAAUGGGCCUUAACCUACAUGGGUAGACACAUAAGGGUAGUAGCAGACCUAUCUUCUGAAACUCGGCAGGCCAGAAGGGAGUGGCAGGAAAUAUUCAAUAUGCUGAAUAGGAAAAUAUGCAGCCAAGAAUCCUUUAUCCAUCAAGCCUGUCAUUCAGAAUAGAAGGAGAGAUAAAGGUUUUUCCAGACAAACAAAAACUGAAGGAGUUCAUCACCACUAAAUCAGCCCUACAGGAGAUCCUAAGGGGGACUCUGUGAGUGGAAUGUUGCAAAGACCACAAAGGGACAGAGACAUCACUACAAGCAUGAAACCUACAGAUAACACAAUGAAACUAAAUCCAUAUCUUUCAAUAAUAACGCUGAAUGUAAAUGGACUAAAUGUUCCAAUCAAAAGACUUAGGGUAUCAGAAUGGAUUAAAAAACAAGACCCAUCUAUUUGCUGUCUACAAGAGACCCAUUUUAGACCUGAGAACACCUUUACACUGAAAGUUAGGGGAUGGAGAAUCAUCUAUCAUGCUACUGGAAGUCAAAAGAAAGCUGGAGUAGCCAUACUUAUAUCAGACAAACUAGAUUUUAAAGUAAAGACUGUAACAAAAGAUGAAGAAGGACAUUAUAUCAUAAUUAUGGGGUCUAUCCAUCAAGAACUAAACGAUAAAUGAUUAUGCAUCCAAUUUGAAAGCACCCAAAUAUAUAAAACAAUUACAAACAUAAGCAAUCUUAUUGAUAAGAACACAGUAAUUUCAUGUGACUUUAAUACUUCACUUACAACAAUGGACAGAUCAUCUAGGCAGAAAUAUUAAUAAACAAUGGCCCUGAAUGGACCAGAUGUAGUUGACAGAUAUAUGCAGAACUUUUCAUCCAAAAGCAGCAAAAUACACAUUCUUCUAGAGUGCACAUGGAACAUUCUCCAACAUAGAUCACAUACUGGGUCACAAAACAGCCCUCAAUAAAUAUAAAAGAACUGAGAUCAUACCAUGCACAUUUUCAGAUCACAAUGCUAUGAAACUUGAAAUCAACCACACGAAAAUACUUGGAAAACCUCCAAAUGCAUGGAGGUUAAAGAAAAUCCUACUAAAGCAUGAAUGGGUCAACCAGGCAAUUAAAUAAGAGAUUUAAAAGUAUAUGGAAAAAUAUGAAAAUGAAAACAUGACAGUCCAAACCCCUUGGAAUGCAGCAAAGGCAGUUCUAAGAGGAAAAUACAUUGCAACCCAGGCCUAUCUCAAAAACAAGAAAAAUCCCAAAUAUAAACUCUAAUAGCACACUUAAGGAACUAGAAGCAGAGCAGCAAAGGAGCCCCAAGAACAGCAGAAGAAGAGAAAUAAUAAGGAUUAGAGCAGAAAUAAACAAUAUAGAAUCCUCCCCACCAAAAAAACACAAAAAACAAAACAAACAAACAAACAAACAAAAACAGUAGUACAGAUCAUUGAAACUAAGAGCUGGUUUUUAAAAAAAAAUCAACAAAAUUGAUAAACACCUGGCCAGACUUCUCAAAAAGAAAAGAAAGAGUACCCAAAUAGAUAAAUCACAAAUGAAAAUGGAUUUAUUACAACCAAUCCCUCAGAAAUACAAGCAAUUAUCAGGGAAUGCUGUGAAAAAUUAUAUGCAAACAAACUGGACAACCUGGAAGAAAUGGACAAAUUCCUGGACACCCACACACUACCAAAACUCAAACAGGAAGAAGUAGAAAAUUUGAACAAACCCAUAACUAGUGAAGAAAUUGAAUCAGUUGUCAAAAAAUCUCCCAACAAAUAAGAGUCCUGGGCCAGAUGGCUUCCCAGGGAAGUUCUACCAGACAUUUAUAACAGAGUUAAUACCUACACUUCUCAAGCUUCUCUUCCAAAAAAUACAAACAGAAGGAAAGCUACCAGACUCAUUCUAUGAAUCCAGCAUUGCCUUGAUUCCCAAACUAGACAGAGACCCCACAAAAAAGAGAAUUACAGGCCAAUAUCCCUGAUGAACAUGGAUGCAAAACUUUUCAACAAGAUACUAGCAAAUCAAAUUCAACAGUGUCUAAAAAUAAUUAUUCACCAUGAUCAAGUGGGAUUCAUUCCUGGGCUGCAGGGCUGGUUCAAUAUUUGCAAAUCAAUCAAUGUAACACAUCAUAUUAAUAAAAGAAAGGAUAAGAACCAUAUCCUGUCAAUAGAUGCAAAAAAAAAAAAAAAGCAUUUGAUAAAAUACAGCUUCCUUAAUAAAAACCCUCAAGAAAGUCAGGAUAAAGGAACAUACCUAAACAUCAUAAAAGCCAUUUAUGAAAAGCUCACAGCUAAUAUCAUCCUUCAUGGGAAAAACUGAGAGCUUUCCCCUGAGAUCAGGAAUACUGCAGGGAUGUCCACUCUCACCACUAUUGUUUAACAUAGUGUUGGAAGUCCUAGCAUCAGCAAUAUGACAACAAAAUGAAAUAACAGGAAUCCAAAUUGGCAAAGAAUAAGUCAAAUUUUCACUUUUUGCAGACGACAUGAUACUCUGCAUGGAAAACCCAAAGACUCCACCAAAAAGCUGGUAGAACCGAUACAUGAAUUCAGCAAAUUUGCAGGAUACAAAAUCAAUGUACAGAAAUUGGUUGCCUUUCUAUACACCAAUAAUGAAGCAACAGAAAGAGAAAUAAAGAAACUGAUCCCAUUCACAAUUGCACCAAGAACCAUAAAAUACCUACGAAUAAAGCUAACCAAAGAUGUAAAAGAUCUGUAUGCUGAAAACUAUAGAAAACUUAUGAAGGAAAUUGAAGAAGACACAAAGAAAUGAAAAAACAUUCCAUGCUCAUGGAUUGGAAGAGUAAAUAUUGUUAAAAUGUCAAUACUACCCAAAGCAGUCUACACAUUCAGUGCAAUCCAAAUCACAAUUGCACUAGCAUUCUUCUUAAGGCUGAAAAAACAAUUCUAAAAUUUGUAUGGAACCACAAAAGACCCCGAAUAGCCAAACUGAUGUUGAAAAAGAAAACCAAAGUGGCAGGUAUCACGAUCCCAGACUUUAGCCUCUACUACAAAGCUGUAGUCAUCAAGACAGUGUGGUAUUGGCACAAAAGCAGACACCAAGACCAGAGAAUCCAGAAUUGGACCCACAAAUGUAUAGCCAACUAAUCUUUAACAAAGCAGGAAAGAGUAUCCAAUGGAAAAAACACAGCCUCUUUAACAAAUGGUGCUGGGAGAACUGGACAGCAACAUGCAGAAGAAUGAAACUAGACCACUUUCUUACACCAUACACAAAAAUAAACUCAAAAUGGAUGAAAGACCUAAAGGUGAGACAGGAAACCAUAAAAACCCUAGGGGAUAAAACAGGCAACAACCUCUUUGACCUCAACCGCAGCGAUUUCUUGCUCGACACAUCUCCAAAGGCAAGGGAAUUAAAAGCAAAAAUGAACUAUUGGGACCUCAUAAAAAUAAAAAUCUUCUGCAUUGCAAAGUAAACAAUCAAUAAUACUAAAAAGUAACCAACAGAAUGGGAAAAGAUAUUUGCAGGUGACAUAUCAGAUUUUAAAGGGUUAGUAUGCAAAAUUUUCAACACCUGAAAAACAAAUAAUCUAGUGAAGAAAUGGGCAGAAGACAUGAAUAGACACUUUUCCAAAGAAGACAUCCAGAUGGCCAAUAGACACAUGAAAAGAUGCUCAGCGUCGCUCCUCAUCAGGGAAAUACAAAUCAAAACCACACUGAGAUACCAGUCAGAGUGGCCAAAAUGAACCAAUCAGGAAACAACAGAUGCUGGCAAGGAUGUGGAAAAAUGGGAACCCUCUUGCACUGCUGGUGGGAAUGCAAACUGGUGCAGCCACUCUGGAGAAGUGUGGGGGUUCCUCAAAAAAUUAAAAAUAGGACUAUCCUACGAUCCAGCAAUAGCACUACUUGGAAUUUAUCCAAAGGAUAGAGAAGUGCUGAUUCAUAGGGGCACAUUAACUCCAAUGUUUAUGGCAGCACUUUCAGCAAUAGCCAAAUUAUGGAAAUAGCCUAAAUGUCCAUCAACUGAUGAAUAGAUAAAGAAGAUGUGGCUUAUAUAUACAAUGGAAUACUACUUGGCAAUGAGAAAGAAUGAAAUCCUGCCAUUUGCAGCAAGGUAGAUGGAACUGGAGGACAUUAUGCUAAGUGAAGUAAGUAAGUCAGUCAGAGAGACAAAUAUCAUGUUUUCACUCAUAUGGAACUCGUGAAACUUAACAGAAGACCAUGGGGGAAGGAAGGGGAAAAAAUAGUUACAAACAGGGAGUGAGGCAAACCAUAUGAUACUCUUAAAUACAAAGAACAAACUGAAGGUUGAUGGGAGAGGUAGGGGAGAGGGGAAAAUGGGUUGUGGGCAUUGAGGAGGGUACUUGUUGGGAUGAGCUCUGGGUGUUGUAUGCAAGCAAUGUAUCAUGGGAAUCUACCCACAAAACCUAGAGCACACUGUACACACUGUAUGUUAGUCAAUAAAGCAUAUUAAAAAUAAAUAAAGAAAAAAUAAGAAAACAAGAAAGAAAUAUAUAAAAAUAAAUAUAAAUAAAAUAAAAAAUAAAUAAAAAUAAA
This is a messenger RNA of Acinonyx jubatus (cheetah), 10235 nucleotides long. RefSeq names its product DNA damage regulated autophagy modulator 2 (gene DRAM2). The transcript is spliced from 18 exons. Gene Ontology annotation, cellular component: lysosome. NCBI's taxonomy places the organism in Eukaryota, Metazoa, Chordata, Mammalia, Carnivora, Felidae. Gene Ontology annotation, biological process: photoreceptor cell maintenance; regulation of autophagy. The coding region runs from base 353 to 1153 and encodes 266 amino acids. The record is from RefSeq and is a predicted model, not a curated record.